AUGAGUAAUGAUGAAAGAUUUGCUGAAAUGGCCUUGACCAUCCAACAACUCUCACAAACAGUAGCUAGAUUAGCCAUGAACCAACAAGAGGGAAUACCCAUACAUAACCAUGAAAGAACCACAGAAGACAAAACUCUUCGAUUGGAUAUUUCUGAAUUUGGGGGAACAACACACAACCCUGAAGACUACUUGGAAUGGGAGGCUAGACUGGAGAGGUACUUUGAGUUUAAAGGGACUUCUGAAGAGCAGCAAUACAAAUUGGCAAAAAUCAAACUAACCAAACUAGCAGCCAUAUGGCUUGAGGGGAUUCAAAAGCAAAGAAGGAGGGAAGAUAGGGAUAGAAUUCACACAUGGACCAAGCUUAAGAAACACCUAUGCAGGAAGUAUGUACCCUCCUCUUACAGGCAAAACCUCUUUGUACAAUGGAGUACCCUCAAGCAAGGGAGCAAAACAGUGGCUGACUAUAUACAGGAGUGGGAGAAAUUAUCCGUGCUCUAUGAUGUAAACGAACCAGAGGAAAUGAAGGUGGGUAAGUUCAUAGGAGGCUUGAGAGAGGAUUUGAGGGAGAAACUUGAAGUAAUGCAGCACUUGACUCUCAAUACAGCCUGUGACAGUGCCUUAACCUAUGAAAAAUAUGCUAAGAAGAGGGCUACCUAUGCACAGCAACAUGAACCCACUUUGCCUAGGACUAACAUAGCAGGUAACUCAACAAAUAGGGGAGUAAGUACCAGCAUAGUUAGCAAGGACUCAAGCACAGCAACACCUAUUAAACCCAAGGACAGGUCUAAUGCACAAAUGAAAGAUGUUGUGUGUUUCAAAUGCCAUGGUCAUGGGCACUAUAGGAAUGAAUGUCCCAAUGCGAGGGCUUUCACCAACAUAGAGUGGACUGAAAUCAACAGCAGGGAGAGGACACCUAGGGCCAUGUUAGUAGCUAAGGAUGGAGAGGAACAAGUGAUACUACCACCUACACCUGCUGAUGAACAAGAGGGUUCAUAUAUACUAACUAACCUAGGCACACUUCAAAGGACUCAACCUGGAGACACUGAGAGUAGUGAGUCAGAGGGAGAAAAAAUCGAGCAAAUAUACCCUGAGGAAGGUCAUUACCACCUGCUAAUACGAAGGAAUUUCCAUGCCACACCAAAAGAAAAAUCAAUGGACCAAAGGGAAAGUGUGUUCAGGACCAAAUGCAGAAUACAGGACCAUGUGUGCAGCCUUGUGAUUGAUGGAGGAAGCGAGGUUAAUUGUGUGAGCAGUCAGCUGGUGCAUGAUUUAAAAUUAAACACUAAAAGCCACCCAAAUCAAUAUAAGUUACGCUGGUUAGACCAAAGGGCUGAAGGUUUUGUGAAAAAACAGUGCUUAGUUAACCUUGCCAUAGGAUCUUACAGUGAUGAAGUGUUAUGUGAUGUAGUAGAUAUGAACGUAUGCCACAUAUUGCUGGGGAGACCCUGGCAGCAUACCAAACAUUCCAUACAUAAUGGAUUUACCAACGUCUACACUAUCCAACAUAAUGGAAAAAUGAAAGAACUUAUACCCUUACCCCCAUGUAAGACACUUACUACCACCGCUACACAGAACAAAGCAAGCUGUAUUGUGGCUAGGGUAGGAUACUACAAUGAAACUCAACAUGGGAGAGAACCUGUGCACCUGGUCAGGAGGAAAAUUAAGGAGGAUAAAGCUCAACAGCAGUCUACAACCCUAGACCCAUUAGAAGAUAAAGCAUCUGAUCUAGGUGUUGUUCAACCUGUGACUGAUGAUGUGAAUAAACCACAGCAAAAAAGCUCACUGACAUGCUGUGAGGUAAGUGGGUUUUAUUUCAUCGAGGACACUAUUACUGACUUUUCUUAUUGCUGUAGGUACCAUAUGAAUGUUGAACACCAAGCUAAGGAAAUGAUACCCAUACAAAGAGUCAGCCAAAGGGAUCCCACCAACACAAGAGGAGACAGCAUACAAGGGACAAUGCAUGAAGGAACUCAGACUGCAUUACUGUUGCACCCCCUGAUCAACUAUAAAACUUCGAAGACUUUCAGCUUGAAGAACAUAAAGAGGCAUGAAGGCAACGCAGAAUUGAGGACAAUUCUGUUUAAAGAAGGAGGGAUUGAUGCAAUUAUGAAGAGCCCACAAUCCAAUAUCAAGCUAGGGCAUAAUUGCAUCACAACACUAACCAAGUACUUCAAAUCUUCAUGCACUAAACUUGCUGGUCCUUGCUUAUACAAGGGAAAUCAUCCUCAAUUUGGGCUAAGCAUGAACAUGGGAUCAAUACAAGGACAAAUAAGAACACAAGGAAGCAUCCCAAUAUACGUUAGACCAAACAGAAAGCUGGCCCAAUGCAAACAAGUGACAAAACAAACAGAACACCAACCUGGCGAACAGCUCACCUUGCGAGCAUUAAAGCAUCCAGCCUGGUGUGUGUGUGAGCAUGAAACUUCGAGGCAUGGCAUCUUUGGACAUGGAAGAAGAGUCCAAGACUCAAAGAACACACAGAGAGACCUCACAAAGCCCAGGGGAACAGCUGCAAGGUCCCCCACUCGCCAGUUUCUAGACAUGGGUUGA
This is a messenger RNA of Amaranthus tricolor (Joseph's coat), 2550 nucleotides long. RefSeq lists its product as uncharacterized. The transcript has a single exon. Gene Ontology annotation, molecular function: zinc ion binding; nucleic acid binding. NCBI's taxonomy places the organism in Eukaryota, Viridiplantae, Streptophyta, Magnoliopsida, Caryophyllales, Amaranthaceae. The record is from RefSeq and is a predicted model, not a curated record. The coding region runs from base 1 to 2550 and encodes 849 amino acids.